GCACAGAAUUUUUUGUUUCCACACAACGCUGAUCAACCGAGCUAUUAGUCUACUCGUCCCCGCUUACUAUGCCACCUAAGAGAGCAAAAAAAAUCCCGCUGAAUGAGUUUCUCGGGGACAGCGCCCUGGGCUCAUGGGCCGAUGAAAUGGAAAGCCUUCCCAGUGCCCCGGCUGUACGCACUGACGAGGAGAACGCGCGAGGAAACGAUCGUUACGGCCGCCGCGACGAUUUCCUGUCCAGCCGACCGGAUCGUGUCGCUGCAGGGCCUCCACGCGACGAUUUGCCAUUGCCUACCCAGCCCCCGUAUACCGCCUUUGUUGGCAACCUGUCCUUCGAUCUGACCGAGGGAGAGCUCGAGGAAUUCUUCGGAUCGCCUAGGACCAAAUCCAUCAAGCUCAUUAAGGACAGGGAGGACAAACCCAAGGGCUUCGGAUACAUCGAAUUUGAAGAUCUAGAUGAUCUGAAGGAUGCAAUCGCUAAAAACGGAUCGAACUUUUCUGGCCGGACAAUUCGAGUGAGCGUAGCCGAUCCUCCCAAGGAACGAGGAGGGUUCCCUGAGGAUGACGCCAAAUUUGAAAACAAUUGGAGGCGCGAGGGACCGCUCCCCACCAGCAAUAAUUCCCGAGAACCAUCUCGACGGAGAUUUGAUUCCACGACCAGUAAUCUACCUUCAGUUUCAGAAGGGGCCAUUGAUUGGCGCGCUAAUCGCCCUGUUCGUUCUGUUGCUCCACCCGAACCUGAAUCUUCGUAUCGGCGACGGCCCAGCAACUUCACACCCCCGGAACCAACUGCCGCUGACCGCGAAGAAUCUUGGACUAUGGGUUCCAAGUUCAAACCUGCUCCUGUAGCCGAAGAAAGCUCUGGCGGCAGCCGUUUUGGUGCUCCUCGUAGCGGACCACCCCGUGAGCCAUCUGUCAAGGACAUUGCGAUGGGCGAUGACUGGCGAACGUCCCGGCCAAAGGCCGUUUCAAGCACUUCUCGUAGGUGCUUUGCAGCUGCGUUCAUCCCCGGAGCUGACGUCUCUCCAGCGAACAGUUCAACACCGCCGACUCCGCAGCUGAGUCGACGAAAACUCGAACUCCUUCCUCGAUCUGGCAGUGCUUCCAAUGUCCCGAGCCCUCUUUCUUCUCCGAAAAUAGGACCGACUCCGCCUGCGAGUGCGACGUCGCGAUCCAAUCCGUUUGGUGCGGCUAGGCCUGUUGAUUCGGCCAAUCGCGAAAAGGAGGUCGAAGAACGCAUCGAAAAAGACCGCGAAGUAUCCAAGGAAAAAUUGUCCAUGUCACGCACGAAUUCCCGAACUGCGAUGGAAAGAACACCUUUCAAUCGAACGAGGAGUCCCCCGCCGGAAUCCCCGCAGUCCCCGCAGUCCCCGAAAUUGACCCCAGUUGGUUCAUCAAAGCCAGCUAUCUCCACAGCACCGUCGGUGCGCCCGUCGCUCAGUUUCGCUAGUGCCGCCAAGAAAGACAACGUGACUGAGACGAAGAAGGAGGAAUCGGAUGCCAGUGUUACCCAAAUUACGGAGGUCAUCUCAGAGGUCACUAUCUGACGUGUAAAUGCAUUAAUUUUUUC
This is a messenger RNA of Mycena citricolor, 1570 nucleotides long. Lineage: Eukaryota; Fungi; Basidiomycota; Agaricomycetes; Agaricales; Mycenaceae. The record is from the annotation of a GenBank genome assembly.